UAUUAAGUCUACUAUAUAAUUAGACUAUAUAAUCUAAUUUCUACUUAUUAGAAAUUAAUCUUUAUAUAUAAGAGUAAUAGUACUUUAUCUAAUCCUUCUCGCAGUGGUCUAAGUUUACUAAGAUAAACCAUAAUGGACUGACUAGAGUGGUCCAUCUACAUCUAUUGUAGUGCACGUCCUAACAACAUCCUGCAUUCCUAUUCUACUUACUAACCGCAUGCAUGCCUAAAGAUGUCUCUGUUCCCGGGUCAGCUGCUUAUGUACAAGUCGCCGACGAUCAUCCGCCAUCAGACAAUUCAUAUGGUUUCGGCUCCAUCAUCCCGCCCCUAGGCCCGCCUGUUCAAACACCCUCACAGAGCCCUGCUCAUCUUUCUCGAAUACCACCUUCAAGCCAAGCUACCGACAGACAACCUAUAGACGCACAAGAAGCGAAGAACGAUCAGGCGUAUUGCAGUGAACAAGACAACUUUGAGGACUGGUGCGAUAGCAACGACGAGAUGCCCUCAGAUCUUAGGCCGCCAUAUCGGGCGAACGAUUCACAAUCCGGUAACCAACCUCUACUUAAGAAUAAAAUUGCUGGUUAUGGAUCCCCUCCACGGCUAGUGAUAUCUCGACGGUCUACAUUCCGCGAAAGAGAUCUUGAAUUGGAAGCUAGGCGGGCAACUAAGAAGAGAUAUGCGUAUGCAGCAGCAUUUCUGUUGCUAAGUCUUGUCAGCUUUGUAGUUCAGACAGAGACAGCAGUAUACAUCCAACACGAGUUGAAAUGGAACAAGGCAUAUUGCAUGUUAUACUUCACCCACGGGUCCUGGUUCCUCUUAUGGCCUGUGCAACUCUUGAUCCUUCGUGUAAAAGCUUGGAACCAGCCAUGGAGCACCUUUUGGAGACGGCAUGUUCAAAACUUACGGCAAACAGCUCAAAUGAUUGAGCAUAAUACACUACGUCCGGCCGGACGCGCAGUCACCAUAUCGCCGGUGCUGUAUAUGCUCAAGACGACAGCUUUUAUAACGUGUGCGCUGACGAUUGCGGGCGGGAGUUGGUACGUCGCCGUCGACUACACAACUGCUAGUGAUCUGACAGCUAUAUACAACUGCUCAGCCUUCUUUGCGUACGUCUUCAGUGUUCCGCUUCUACAUGAGAGGGUACGGUUGUCAAAAAUAGUGGCAGUACUGGUGGCUAUCUUGGGAGUACUUGUUUUGGCAUAUGGAGAGAGCACUCCAGCUAAGCAUGGUGACCAGUCUGGACGAGGUGCUGGUGGGAACACGGCGAUGUCUUCUUCACAUGAGGCGCAAAACCGAAUUUUCGGCAACCUCGUCAUAGGACUUGGAAGCGUCCUAUAUGGGCUGUACGAGGUUUUGUAUAAGAAGCUUGCUUGUCCUCCUGACGGAUGCAGUCCCGGCCGCAGCAUGAUAUUCGCCAACGCCUUUGGUAGUGCCAUUGGCUGCUUCACCCUAGUUGUGCUUUGGGUCCCAUUACCUAUCCUCCAUUAUACAGGUUGGGAGAAAUUCGAGCUACCAUACGGGAAAGCUGGUUGGCUGAUGGCCAUCUCUGUACUUGCUAAUGCUACGUUCUCUGGGUCUUUCCUUGUUCUAAUAAGCUUAACGUCUCCGGUCUUGUCCUCGGUGGCGGCCUUGUUAACUGUGUUCAUCGUUACUCUACUGGAUGAACUCUUACCACCACCUCUCCACUCUGAUCUUACUUUCGUCGCGCUGGUUGGAGGCGUUCUUAUUAUUAUAGCAUUUACGAUGCUUGGUUACGCAUCAUAUAAAGAGAUAGAGGAAGAAAAAUAUAGAAAGAUACCUAAUGAUAUUGAAGAGAGUAACCAAGACGAUUAGUAGAUAUUUAUAUGGUACUAUAUACUAUAUUAUAUAUGUCUAUAGUAUAAGUUCUUAAAUUAAUCGACUUUAUAGUCUUAUAGAUAAAAUAUAUAGUUAUAAACUAGAG
Molecule: messenger RNA, 1941 nt
Organism: Pseudovirgaria hyperparasitica
Lineage: Eukaryota; Fungi; Ascomycota; Dothideomycetes; Acrospermales; Acrospermaceae
Exons: 3
Coding region: 222-1832 (536 amino acids)
Cellular component (GO): membrane
Source: RefSeq, a predicted model, not a curated record